Messenger RNA from Prunus armeniaca (apricot), 396 nucleotides. The record is from the annotation of a GenBank genome assembly. Lineage: Eukaryota; Viridiplantae; Streptophyta; Magnoliopsida; Rosales; Rosaceae.
AUGCCGGGGUCUCCGCAGGGUUCGUCUCGGGUUUCGGGAAAUUCGGGGCGGGUCCUGUCAGCUUGGUAUCAGAGCUUUGGUUCAAUUUCUUGCGGACCCCGCACCUUGUGUGCAUCCUUAAGUUGUGGGAUCAUGACGGGUUCCGUCACGGGACGUCAUCAUUUUGACGCGGAGGAUUCUUUGACAUGGAUGGAUUUAAGUUCGGCCAUUGGGAGUUUGACCGACGACUUGGGUUACUUCUGUCUACCCCUCUGGAAAGGGAACCAAUAUGAGAAAGAGGAAGAAGAAAGGUACAAAGGCCGUAGAGGCAGAAGUAGAGCUAGAGCUUUACCACAGACGGAGGUUGUUGAGUUCUUAUGGGCAGGAGAACAUGGAGUUGAUAAACUCGUUUCUUGA